Molecule: messenger RNA, 876 nt
Organism: Drepanopeziza brunnea f. sp. 'multigermtubi' MB_m1
Lineage: Eukaryota; Fungi; Ascomycota; Leotiomycetes; Helotiales; Drepanopezizaceae
Source: RefSeq, a predicted model, not a curated record
AUGGAUACCAGGCAUAAACAUACCGAGCGCUCUCUAUCACGGACAGCAGCCAUUCUGGAAGACAUUCUGACCGAUCCAGGACACCAGAUCUCCACCCAGGACCUCCAAGGAACCUCGUCCGAUCUCGAGCACACCCUCCCCGACGCAGACCGCCGCCUCUUCCCUCAGGAGGUCAUUCUGCGCUUCCACGCCUUCUCCCGGCUGCCAACGGAGCUCCGCCUCAUCAUCUGGAAGAUGUGCAUGCCGGUCCGGGGCCGGAAAAUCCGGAUCGGCAGCCCCGCGCGCGCGGGUGCGGUGGAGGUGGCCUCGCCCGUCACGCUCUGGGUCAACCGGGAGAGCCGCGCCGAGACGCAGCGCGACUACCGCCUCCUGUGGGACGGCACCUUGGGCGCCGCGUACUGGAACCCCGGCCGCGACGUCGUCUGCUUCCCCCGCGUCAGCCUCUCGACCAGCGACCGGCUGUUCAGGGCCGGCUACUGCUGCGACAAGGCCAUGCGGGCGACGAUGCAGCAGAUCCAGAUGCUCGAGCUGACGUACGUCCCGGCCGCGUGGGCGCUGUUCUGGGUCACUGAGAAGGUUGCGAGUGUGAGCGGUUUGGGCCCCUCGGCGCUCGAUGGGCGGCGGGGCGGGAAAUUUUGGGAUUGGCUUCCAAUAUCGCCUCAUCAUUUUCCGAGUUUGAGGGUCUUGACUCUGGUUCCGUGGGUUGCUCGUCGCAGGGGAACGGACAAUGAUGAAAAGGUGAUCCGGACUCGGUUCAAGGCGCUGCGUGCAGCCAUGAGUGAAUAUUGGACGGCCAAGGACGAGGAUGGCAAGGUCAGGAACUUUGAGUUGCGAAUCGUGGACAAAGUGAAGAAUUGCCGGCCUAGGAUAGUUUGA